AUGCGCUCCCUCUGCACGCGCUGCAGCGCCGUCCUCCGCCAUCAGCGCGCAUUCACCACAUCCGCUGCCCGGCCCUCAGCGCAAAAGUCAAUUCAACAAGUCCUCGCCCAGCCGACAUGGUCUGUUGCGUCUUUCUUGCCAAAGUCCGACGAUGCGAAGUCAACAGCGGAGGAGCCAAUCACGCGAUCGAAACUGCAUCAUCUUCUGCGGCUUUCCGCUCUACCACUGCCCGAAACCGAAGCAGAGGAGGCAGCUAUGCUCCGCACCCUACACUCACAGCUUCACUUUGUGCGGGAUGUACAGAGCGUCGAUACCUCAGGCGUGGAACCUCUGCGCUCGCUACGUGACGAGACGACCGAAGGCAUAGCAGAAGCAACGAUAGGAUUGCAGCAAUUAUCGGAAGCCCUAGGAAAGGAGGUCCGCUUCGGCCACAAGAAACGACCAAAGAGGCAGCGUGGAAACAAGGUUGACACCAAAGGCGUCGAGGACUGGAACCCCUUGGAGACGGCGUCGAGGACGGCCGGCAAAUACUUUGUCGUUCAAAGCAAGAAGGAGGAGUCAUGA
Colletotrichum chrysophilum is the source of this 564-nucleotide messenger RNA. RefSeq lists its product as uncharacterized. Gene Ontology annotation, molecular function: glutaminyl-tRNA synthase (glutamine-hydrolyzing) activity. The transcript has a single exon. Bases 1 to 564 code for a protein of 187 amino acids. Gene Ontology annotation, biological process: glutaminyl-tRNAGln biosynthesis via transamidation; regulation of translational fidelity. The record is from RefSeq and is a predicted model, not a curated record. NCBI's taxonomy places the organism in Eukaryota, Fungi, Ascomycota, Sordariomycetes, Glomerellales, Glomerellaceae.